This is a messenger RNA of Plasmopara halstedii, 504 nucleotides long. RefSeq lists its product as uncharacterized. Bases 1 to 504 code for a protein of 167 amino acids. The transcript has 3 exons. The record is from RefSeq and is a predicted model, not a curated record. Lineage: Eukaryota; Oomycota; Peronosporomycetes; Peronosporales; Peronosporaceae.
AUGACUCUUGCCCACAAGUCCUUGAUUGAUCACAUCGUCAUCGAGCCAGAACAAGCCGUGCAGCGCGACACGCCAGAGUGGGAAGCCUCAGACCUGAAGGCUUUGGUUGUCUUAGUCAAGCUCCUCAAUCCUACGUACCAAUCGAUGAAUUUGCACAACCAUUUUCAGCUUCGUAAACAACAAAGUGAUUUUGAGCUUGAAACCGGAGGCGACCCGAUGGCGCACCUGAUGCGCUUUGAGGAAUUUCUGCCUGAGGAUUAUGUUGCUAUGGCCCGAAUCAUCGAAGCGACAAGUGGCGUCACGCUUUUGGAUGCAAAAGAGAUGCUGCGUCGAAAACAUGAGAAGCUCACGCGUUGUGACAAGAAAGAAGCUGCAUUCAAGGCCAGCUUUCUCAACGUAAGCCUCGUCCUGCUCAUAAUGGCGAUGGUCGCUAAUGGAUAUAAUGGACGUCGCAAUGGCAACGGUAACGGUGGUCAUGGUGCCUGGAAGAACCACACCACCUAG